AUGGAGGAGCUGAGGGGCGGCAGGUUGCCCAGGCAAAGCUCUCCUCCUGCCAUGGCGCAGCGCCUCGCGCCCCUGCUAGUCCUGCUCUUGGCUGGGCGCUGUGUCCUGGGGGAACAGGGGAUGGCCGACUUCCAAGAAUGCAAGCAGAAAUUAAACGUGUCGGUGCUGGGGGCGUUGCCGGGCUCUGGCUGGGACAACCUGCGCAACGUCGAGCUGGAGCUGGUGCUGAAGCGAGACUAUUCUCAGUGCCUCACCACCGAGGACGGCGAGUACCUCAUCCCAGACCACACGCAGGUGAUGCCGUGGCGGGAGAGCAUCGUGGAGACCCGCGCCAAGCUCAUUGACCACUGGGUCAACUACACAGACUCCUGGGCGGCCUCCAUCAACAAUGAGGUCUCCUUCCUCUCCAUCCUCAACGGUAAGUUCUCCUUCAGUUGCCAGAAGGUCAAGAAGUACAACCUGGAGCACCAGACGUUAACAAGCAGGGUGGAGGUCCGCCACAACAUCUACUCUGUGAAGGCCUCAGAGAACACUGAAUUCCAGCCCAUCUUUCGGCAGCAUCUCCUGACCAUCAGCGACCACCUGGAGAACAAUCAGACCCGCGAGGCCGAGUACCUGGCGGAGAUGCUUGUGGUUAGGUAUGGCACACACGUCCUCACCAAGGUGGAGGCCGGGGCUACCUUGGUGCAGGAGGACCAGCUGAAGCGGGAGCUGGUGGGCAGUAACACCCAAGAUAGGAUCAACAUCACGUUCGCCGCCUCGGCCUUGUUCUUUAAAAAGGUUAAAGUGGGAACCGGGGUAUCCUGGCAGGCGGAGAACCAGCUCCUUGACAACUACCUGCGCCACACGGUGGCCUCCGAGACGCGCAGCCACGGCGGCGUGCCCUUCUACCCGGGCAUCACCUUGGAGAAGUGGCAGAAAGGCAUCAGCAACCGGCUGGUGGCCAUCGGCAAGUCGGGCCUGCCCCUGCCGGCGCUGAUCCAGCCGGAGGCACUGCCCGAGCUCCCCACGCCCGCCGUGCGACGCUUGGCAGCCGCCGUGGACGGCGCCAUCCGCCGCUACUACGCCAUCAACACGCAUCCGGGAUGCAUGAGGCUCGACUCGCCCGACUUCGACCCCGGGGCCAAUGUGGACGACGGCUCGUGCAGCAGCCGCAGCCACGCCAACUUCACCUUCGGGGGCGUCUUCCAGGAAUGUCAGCCUGUGUCCCAACCGGGUGCCAAAAGCCUCUGCGAGACCUACCACAUCCCAAACCCGCUGACUGGCAAAACCUCCUGCCCGGCAAACUACACCGUCAGCUACCUGAGCACCAAGCUGAAGACGUGGAGCCAGGUCGGUCCCGAGUGCCGGCCGCAGUGCCACAGUUGCUGGCUCAUCUUAAAGUGCUGCCCCACUGUGUGCGCCAACCGCGAGCAUCGCCACACCGUGCGCCUGACUGCCUCCUGGUGCGCACCCUCGCGGGGCCUCCGGCUCAACACUGCAGGCUUCCUCUUCGGAGGCCUCUACAGCCCAGGCAAUCCAAACCCAUUCACCGGGUCCCAGAUCUGCCCUUCCCACUUCUACCCGCUGACACUCUUUGGCGACCUCAAGGUAUGUGUCAGUACUGACGCAGAGCUGGGUUCAGCCCAUGCAGUCCCGUUCGGGGGUUUCUUUAGCUGCCAGGCUGGCAACCCCUUAGCUGGCUUCACCAAGGGCCAGAGCCCUGGGAUCCUGAAGGAGGUGUUCUAUCAGGACAGCUCCACAAAAUAUCCCAUGAAAUGCCCAGAAGGGUAUAGUCAACACCAGGCUUACCUCAACGAUGGCUGCCAAGUCCUCUACUGCCUCAAGGCUGGGAUCUUGCUGGACCAGCAGAUGGCAGGUGUCCGCUUACCCCCAUUCAUUCCCCGCCCGCCCUGGCUCAACAACAGCAGAGCCCAAAGGCUCUCUGUCCUGAUUGACUCCAGCCGUCAGCUGUUCUGGGUGAAGCAGAAAGGCUCUGAUCGCUGGCAGCCAGCCAGCAUCAAUGAUCCAUCCCUGUUGGUCAAACUCUUGAGCCAGGCUGACUCUGGACGCAGUGUUUCCGCCACUAUUGGCUCCUGGAUGGGUGCCAUUGUGGCUGUGGUGGUUCUUGCUUUGGGGGCAAACUAUGCCUUCAGGUACUACAAGAAAGGGGGUUUCAAGAGAUCACAGAAGGACAUCGGGGCAGAGGAACAGAAGGCCUAUGGGGCCACAGAAACCCCUACAGGGCCCGGCUCUGUCUUCUGCAAAGAAAAUGGCAAGGAUUCCGUCUAG
Messenger RNA from Vicugna pacos (alpaca), 2271 nucleotides. RefSeq names its product macrophage-expressed gene 1 protein-like. The record is from RefSeq and is a predicted model, not a curated record. Gene Ontology annotation, biological process: defense response to bacterium. Lineage: Eukaryota; Metazoa; Chordata; Mammalia; Artiodactyla; Camelidae.